AUGUCAGAUUACCCACCUUUUCCUCAUGAUGAUAGCUUUCCGGUUCAGGAGCUCCUUGUUGUAGAUUACAAACUGUUGAAAGAGGGCGACGAGGAGCAGGCGAACAUAUUAUGGGAAGCUGCCACGAAAUUCGGUUUUUGGUACUUGAAGAACCAUGAGGCCGAUGACUUUGUUGAGCCCAUGUUCAAGAUGGGUCGGGAAACCCUUGCGCUUCCCUUUGAGGAAAAAAUGAAGUACUGGCAGGGUAACAAAGGCGGCUCGUGUGGGUACAAAGCAGCAGGGGCUACAUACGUAGACGCAGAUGGAUCAACGGACAUUUCAGAGUUUAUCAACGUCUCGAAGGACGACGCCAUGGCGUACCCAAGCAUCGCUCAACGCGUCUAUCCACCCACAGUGAAUGAGUUUAUGACGGGUACUAUCCGACCAUUCAUACAAACCUGCGUGGCAGAGAACCGCGUUCUUCUAGAUGUGUUUAACGAUAAAUUGGGCCUUCCGAAGGGUACCUUAGCUGAUUUGCAUGACCACACCAAACGCUGUCUCUCGGAAAGUAGAUGUAUAAAAGUUCCUGCCGCUCCGAAGGACACAAAAAUAGCACUUGGUCGGCACACAGAUGUGGGAAGCAUUUCUUAUCUUACGAAUCGAUUAGGUGGCUUGCAGGUUCAGCUCCCAGGUAACGGUGGUGAAUGGAAAUACGUCAAGCCAAUUGAAGGAUAUUUUAUCUGUAAUAUUGGAGACUCCCUCCAUAUCCUGAGUGGCGGAAUUUUGAAAUCUUGCACCCACCGCGUUCUGCCUCCUCCAGGUGCGCAAGCGGGCUAUGAGCGGUGGUCUCUUGUGUACUUUGCAAGACCAGCAAACGAUGUUAAGCUCGAGGCGUUAGCUAGCCAGAGCUCCCUCAUUGCCAAUGCCACGCAGAAUGCUGAUGAGGCCUUAUUUUUUUCUGGAUUAACGGCAGCUCAGUGGUUUGUGAGAAGGCAAACCAGAAAUAGAACAGAUCAGGGCAAGGAUUUCGAAACUAUACUCGCUGCAGGUCCCAAGAAAAUAAUCAGCGCUGUCUAG
Messenger RNA from Psilocybe cubensis, 1056 nucleotides. RefSeq lists its product as uncharacterized. Lineage: Eukaryota; Fungi; Basidiomycota; Agaricomycetes; Agaricales; Agrocybaceae. Gene Ontology annotation, molecular function: dioxygenase activity. The record is from RefSeq and is a predicted model, not a curated record. The coding region runs from base 1 to 1056 and encodes 351 amino acids. The transcript is spliced from 7 exons.